Peromyscus californicus insignis is the source of this 5463-nucleotide messenger RNA. RefSeq names its product progesterone receptor (gene Pgr). The transcript has 8 exons. Gene Ontology annotation, biological process: regulation of DNA-templated transcription; steroid hormone receptor signaling pathway. The record is from RefSeq and is a predicted model, not a curated record. Bases 1733 to 4507 code for a protein of 924 amino acids. Gene Ontology annotation, molecular function: nuclear steroid receptor activity; sequence-specific DNA binding; steroid binding. Gene Ontology annotation, cellular component: nucleus. NCBI's taxonomy places the organism in Eukaryota, Metazoa, Chordata, Mammalia, Rodentia, Cricetidae.
AUAAUUGCAAGGCAUCAGCAUAAGUAGGACCUGGACACACUCAGGGAGUUUUCCAAAUGACUAGCUCAGUUUUGAAUAAGGCGUAUUUAAGACAGUGUCAAGAUGUCCACCAAUCUUGGGUUGAGCAUGUAAAUUAUUAUGUAUGUAUAUAAUUUAUGACUGUGUAUGAAAUAUAUCACAUAAGUCACUCCCCUCCACAGUGUUCUCAUGAAUUUAAUGUGAUUUAUUUUUAAAGCUCAAUGAAAAUUAUUCUAAGAGUAGAAACAUUGAGAGGAGAAAAUACUGUUUAGCCUCCCCACUGGCGAUCUUCAGAUAUGAUGCAGGGUAUUUAGUUAGGGCUGAAGGGAACCUUAUGAAAAUACAGAGGUGCAAUAGGACAAGCCAGUUAUGACACUCAACACACAAACUCCCCACACAGGUAAAAAUGUGUUACCAACUGCCUUCUGCUCCUCAACUGCUAAGUCACAUUGGUGGCACUCAAAAAGAGUGUGACCCACUUGUCACAAAAAUAAUUUGAAUGUGUUUUCUAAUUUAGGAGCAGUUUAGACAGGCAGCCAGUAAUACACACACACACACACACACACACACACACACACACACACACACACACACACGAGAGCACUCGCUGCUCUUUCAGAGGGCUCUUGUUUGUCUCCCAGCACCCACAUCACACCCCUCACAACCACCUGUAACUCUGCCUCUGAGGGCCCCCACCCUCUCUUCUGGCCUCUGAGCACAAUGUGGCAUACACUCACAGAGACAUAUACAAGUAAUAAAAGUUAAAAUAUUUGGGAUCAUCUUCUAUACAUUUAUUUUAAAAGAUAAAUAGAAUCUUUACAAAUUUCAAAUCCUGAAAUCCUUACAAUUUGCUUUUGAUAGAAUUAUUUUUCUACCCACUGGGCCUAGCAUACUUAAUUGAUAGCAUAAAAUCUGAUAUGCUUAAGAGGUUUCUUCCCAGAACACUUGAUAUUCCCAGUGGAACUCAGACUAGUGGGUGGCAGGAAUGCCAACUCCAGCGUUUGGGAUCUAGCUGGCGAUUGGUUAGGGAGGGGCUUUGGGGCGGGCCUUCCUAGAGCGCGAGCCUUGCUAGAAAGCUAUGGAGCUAGUCUAGACUGUCACUAUCAGCUAGGCUUCGUAGUAUUUGCGAAAGUGAGGAUUCUGCAAGCCCAAAGAGAACUUGCUUCCCUCGCGCUUAAGAAACCUGAAAUCAGCACCUGCUGGGACUGGAGAGAACCCAGGGAGCGUUAGAAGCUGCCGCUGCAGGAACAUGACUUGGAAUGGGCUGCAGCCAGCCCCAGGGUUUUAGCGAGGACUGUGAUGCAGACUUCCUAGAUGCCCGGGUUUCUACCAAGGGCACAGAUCCGCGGGUAGCAGGGGCCCUUUUCGCAGCACCGGCCACUCCAGCGCGGGACGCGUGAGCACCCGGACAAACACAGAAAAGUCUUCUGACGAACUCCUCUAGUUACUCCAGCGACUUCUUCCUACCCUCACUCACCGCCGGGACAGCGCGACUGCCACCCGACUGCCACCCUUCCUCUGAGUCUGGGUGGAGGGUAAGGACGGGAGCUGACCAGCACCGCCCCUCCCGACCGGGAGGUGGAGAUCCCACGGGUCCUGCGAUUCACUACCCACUUCCCCCUCCUUCUGCCCCUAUAUCACCAGCACCCCCUCCUCCUUCCUUUUUCCCUCCUCCCUGGAGACAGGGGAGGAGAAAAGGGGAGCUCGGGUCGUCAUGACUGAGCUGCAGGCAAAGGAUCCGCGGGCACCCCACGCGUCGGGAGCCGCGCCCUCCCCCACCCACGUCGGGUCCCCCUUGCUUGGACGCUUGGACCCCUGUCCCUUCCAGAGGAGCCAGCCGUCGGACGCAUCGUCUGUAGGCUCGUCUGGAUCCAUCUCCCUGGAAGACAGGCUGCUCUUCCCUCGGUCCUGCCAGGGUCCGGAGCUCCCAGGAGAAAAGGCACAGAACCAGCCGUCGCUGUCGGAGGUGGAGGGAGCCUUCUCUGGAGCUGAAGCCACUCGUGGGGCAGGAGGCAGCAACCCCAGAGCCCCGGAGAAGGACAGCAGACUCUUAGACAGUGUCUUAGACACGCUGCUGGCGCCCUCGGGGACCGAGCAGGGCCACGGCAACCCUCCAGCCUGCGAGGCCAUCACAUCUUGGUGUCUUUUCGGAUCAGAGCUUCCAGAAGACCCCCGCAGUGUCCCUGCUACCAAGGGGUUGUUGUCCCCGCUCAUGAGCCGGGUAGAGAGCAAGGCUGGCGACAGCUCCGGGACAGGAGCGGGGCAGAAGGUGCUGCCUAAGGGGCUGUCACCACCCGGGCAGCUGCUGCUCCCGACCUCAGGGAGUGCCCAUUGGCCCGGGGCAGGGGUGAAGCCCUCUCCGCAGUCAUCUGUGGUGGAAGUGGAGGAGAACGGUGGCCUAGAGACUGAGGGCUCCGCGGGUCCGCUUCUGAAGAGCAAACCUCGAGCACUGGAAGGCACAAGCAGCGGAGGAGGAGUUGCAGCCAGCGCGCCCGCGGCGGCUCCAGGAGGCGUCACCCUGGUUCCCAAGGAAGACUCCCGAUUUUCUGCUCCCAGGGUCUCCUUGGAGCAAGACGCUCCUGUGGCGCCCGGGCGCUCCCCACUGGCCACCACAGUGGUGGAUUUCAUCCACGUGCCCAUCCUGCCUCUCAACCACGCGCUCCUGGCCGCCCGCACCCGGCAGCUGCUGGAGGGGGACAGCUACGACGGCGGGGCCUCAGCCCAGGGCUCCUUUGCCCCGCCUCGAGGCUCGCCAUCCCCGCCGGUGCCCUGCGGCGACUUCCCAGACUGCACCUACCCGCAGGAUGGCGACCCCAAAGAGGACGCGUUCCCUCUCUAUGGCGAUUUCCAGCCGCCAGGCUUGAAGAUCAAGGAGGAGGAGGAAGGCGCCGAGGCAGCUGCGCGCUCGCCGCGCCCUUACCUGGUGGCCGGAGCCAGCGCCGCCACCUUUCCGGAUUUCCCGCUGGCACCGGCGCCGCCGCGAGCUCCCUCCUCCAGGCCCGGAGAGGCGGCGGUGGCCGGCGGCCCCGGGAGCUCCGCAGUGUCGCCCGCGUCCUCUUCGGGGUCCGCGCUGGAGUGCAUCCUGUACAAAGCGGAGGGCGCGCCGCCCACGCAAGGCCCGUUCCCGCCGCUGUCCUGCAAGCCCUCGGCCUCCGGCUCUUGCCUGCUCCCGAGGGACGGCCUGCCCGCCGCCCCUGCCGCCUCGGCAGCCCCCGCCAUCUACCCGCCGCUCGGCCUCAACGGGCUCCCGCAGCUGGGCUACCAGGCCGCAGUGCUCAAGGACAGCCUGCCCCAGGUUUACCAGCCCUAUCUCAACUACCUGAGGCCAGAUUCAGAAACCAGCCAGAGCCCACAGUAUGGCUUCGAUUCCUUACCUCAGAAGAUCUGUUUAAUCUGUGGGGACGAAGCAUCUGGCUGUCACUAUGGAGUGCUCACCUGUGGCAGCUGCAAGGUCUUCUUCAAGAGGGCAAUGGAAGGGCAACAUAACUAUUUAUGUGCUGGAAGAAAUGACUGCAUUGUUGAUAAAAUCCGCAGAAAGAACUGCCCAGCAUGUCGCCUGAGAAAGUGCUGUCAGGCUGGCAUGGUACUUGGAGGUCGGAAGUUUAAGAAGUUCAAUAAAGUCCGAGUUAUGAGAGCCCUUGAUGGCGUUGCUCUCCCUCAGUCAGCGGGCCUUCCUAAUGAGAGCCAGACCCUAGGCCAGAGAAUCACCUUUUCACCAAAUCAAGAAAUCCAGCUGGUUCCCCCACUCAUCAACCUGCUCCUGAGCAUUGAGCCUGACGUGAUCUACGCAGGGCAUGACAACACAAAACCCGACACUUCCAGCUCUUUGCUGACCAGUCUCAACCAACUAGGCGAGAGGCAGCUGCUCUCAGUAGUCAAAUGGUCUAAGUCACUGCCAGGUUUCCGGAACUUGCACAUUGAUGACCAGAUAACCCUGAUUCAGUACUCCUGGAUGAGUCUGAUGGUGUUUGGCCUGGGCUGGAGGUCCUACAAGCAUGUCAGCGGGCAGAUGCUAUAUUUUGCACCUGAUCUAAUCCUAAAUGAACAGAGGAUGAAGGAAUCAUCCUUCUACUCCCUGUGCCUUACCAUGUGGCAAAUCCCACAGGAGUUCGUCAAGCUUCAGGUGACUCACGAGGAGUUCCUCUGUAUGAAAGUCUUGCUACUUCUUAAUACAAUUCCUCUGGAAGGACUGAGGAGCCAAAGUCAGUUUGAAGAGAUGAGGUCAAGCUAUAUCCGGGAAUUGAUCAAGGCAAUAGGCUUAAGGCAGAAAGGGGUGGUCCCCAGUUCACAGCGCUUCUAUCAACUUACGAAGCUUCUUGACAGUUUGCAUGAUCUUGUGAAACAGCUCCACCUAUACUGCCUGAACACAUUCAUCCAGUCUCGGACACUAGCUGUGGAAUUUCCAGAAAUGAUGUCUGAAGUUAUUGCUGCACAGUUGCCCAAGAUCUUGGCGGGCAUGGUGAAGCCUCUUCUCUUUCAUAAAAAGUGACGUCUUUGCUUUGUUUUCUUUACAAAAAUUGAGUUUUGUGAUAUGUCUUUUUUGUCUUGGUUAGGAUGGUCAAGUCUUGAGUCUUUAUAAUGUUCUUCUGAAAGCCUUACAUGUAUACAUAUCACACUGUGUAAAUUAUGAGAAAACUUGGGAGAUUCUGAUUUUCCUUUGUAACGUCUAAGUGGAGUUUCUAAAGUGUUUUAUGUAGCCGUAUUUUCUUUGAGAGUUUACAUAGUUAAAAACGGACUAAAUUGAUUGUAUAAGUAAACUAUAUCUCAUCUACAUUAUUUCCUACUUUUUGGAUGAGAAUUUUUUCAACCUUUGCAUCUAACAUCUAACAAAUCUCCCCUAUAGGGGGAAAAACACCCCUACCUUUAACAAUAAACCAUACAUGCUACUUCUAGGUAGUUGUUUUGGUUUCCCAAAGCUGAGCCUUUAAAAUGAUAGCCAAAAAUGUAACUAUUUUGUGAGAAGAUUCAUAACCUAAAACAGAUUUUCAAAGAGUUUUUAAUGAAGAAAGAAAGAAAACAAAAGAAAGGAAGGAAGGAAGGAAGGAAGGAAGGAAGGAAGGAAGGAAGGAAGGAAAGAAGGAAGGAAGAAAAACAAAACAAAACAGGAAAACAGAAAGGGAGCUGAAACGGGUUGAUAUUUUGAAACUAGGCAAAUUGUGGUUGGAAGCAGGUUUGUGACAGAGUAAAUAAACAGCCACACAGUUGCUGUGACACUGUUGAGGGUGGGUCUGAGGGAGAAGAUGCCUUCAGAUACGGUCCUGUGGAUGUAGAAAUCAGGAGGUCUGUUCUCUCAUUGGAAUCCCUGUUGUUGGCUGACGUCACCCUUGGUAGUCUCGUGUCCUUGCCAGGGUGAUAGCAUGUUUCCUGGCAAACGCUUCCUUUGCCCAUCUCUGUCACUUCUUAUUAACAUUUUAUCAAAGAAGACUGGGAGGGAAGGGGACAAGA